Messenger RNA from Dinoponera quadriceps, 2247 nucleotides. RefSeq lists its product as uncharacterized. NCBI's taxonomy places the organism in Eukaryota, Metazoa, Arthropoda, Insecta, Hymenoptera, Formicidae. The record is from RefSeq and is a predicted model, not a curated record. The coding region runs from base 180 to 1832 and encodes 550 amino acids. The transcript has 6 exons.
GCUGAGUCAGUCAUUCCCUCGCGCGAACUGCGACAACAUCAGGAUCAUACGAUUGUUUCACGCGCAAACACAGUGGUGAUAACGCUAACAAGUAAUAAUUUAUAUAACUACACAAAGUAUAAUUAUUACCCCGUUGAGUACCCUCUCUUCGACUGAUCUCCCGUUGAUCAAUCAGAAAGAUGGAUAUUAGGAUCUUCGUGCUGCUUGUUUUCGUCGGUGUCCUAGGAUCUCUCGCGGAGGCCCGAGCUGGCUUCGUUAGGUAUCCUAGAAAUGGAGAUGUACGCAGGGAUGUACCGCCGGAAUUCGCCGCGUCCAGGUCGAAACGGGAGGUCGGUGAUUCGAACGGUGAGACCGCGAAUUCGAGCGAGACUACCGUCAAACCCACCACUACCACCACCCCGGCGACCACGACGACCUCCUCGACCACAACAGAUCCCACGACGACAGAUCCCACGACGACAGAUCCCACGACGACAGAUCCCACGACAACGGGUCCCACGACAACGGAUCCCACGACAACGGUACCUUCGACCACCCCGACCACCGAGCCGACCACCACCACCACCACCACCAGAACUACCACCACGACAACUACAGAAGCGACGACCCCCACGACAACGACCGCUACGCCGUCGACUACCACCCCAAUGUCCACGACACCCGCCACCACCCCUACGACACCCACCACCGCGUCACCCACCACCGCCGGCACGACUCCCGAAAGCACCACGCCGACUCCGGAUAGCACGAAACCGACGAAGAAACCGGCGAACGAUAUUGCGUCACGUUCGAAUUUCGAUGACCCCGAAGACUCUCCCAUGAAACCUGGAUCGUCGUCUAAGAACGAUGCAGCGCCAAGUCCUGGACCAUACUUUGGCCCAGGUGCCUUCGGCCCCUACUUUGGCCCUGGUUUUGGUUCAGGUUUCGAUCCCUACUUUGGUUAUCCUGAACCCAACUUUAUCCCAGAUUCCAGCCCGAACUAUGGGUGGCCCAAUAGCGGAUCAGGAGUCGCGUCUGCCGGCGCGUCCGCUGGAAGUUACGCGGGAGGAUAUUCCGGAAUGGGAUAUCCCUCGUCAGGAUAUCUCUCGUCAGGAUAUCCCUCGUCAGGAUAUCUCUCGGCAGGAUAUCCCUCGGCAGGAUUCCCCACGUCAGGAUUUCCCGCGGCGGGAUCGUCGAGUGUCGUUAGUCGAGGAGGAUUUCAGGAUAAUUCGCCGGAUCAGACCGGAUAUAAUCCUAACGCAAUAGAUCCAUUGUACAACGCAGGAUUCGCCUUUCCAGGACAAUUCCCUGGCUUCAACGACCCUGCUUUCGAUAUGUUCAAGCAGAUACAGGCGCAGAUAGAGGCGCAGCAUCAAGCACUCGCCGAUUCUAUGGCUUCCCAACGGCACGCUUUUAUGACAGAUCAAGGGAGAAGGUCGAAUAGACGUAACUACUCUUACUCUUACGUUUCGGGCAAUACGGAAGACCUUGGACGUCGUCCGACGUUCGACGACUCGUUCUACCCAGGUGUUGGUGUUAGUAAUAUGGAGUUCCACAAUCGCUUGGCCAGCGAAGCCGCUAACUACGGAGGCACGCCGCAAGUCGCAAGUGCCAGUAUCGGUUUAGGUCCGAAAGGUGGCUUCCAAGCGGGCCACAUCAGUCCCGCUGCCCCUGGUAUAGAGUCCAGAUUUGCCGAAGAUCUUCCUCCGCCGUCGGGCAACAGCUUCGGAGUGUUUGCCAGUUCCAGUUCCUCCAGCCACACCGGCCCGGACGGCAAGCAGGUCAACCACAAGUCGUCCGUCACCGGAGUCAACGACAACGGGAAGAUUUCCUACCGCACGGUGCACGAUUAAUAAAUUAUCACGGCCUCGUUCGCAAUUAUUUUCGUAACCACGCUAAUUUUCUGUGAUCUGUCAAAAUCCUGCCGUGAGGACGAGGAAUUUUCCAAAUUCAGAAUUCCCGACGUUGACAUUUGCGAACUAGUUAGUCCGGGCUCAAUUAUCUCCUCAAGAUUACCACGUAAAUACUCAAGUUUCUAAGAGAGAACCAAUAGAGCCUCCCUGCAAAAUUCCCAUCGUGCUUUCUCAUCGAUACUUGACUUUCGCAAAUACACACCCGUACGUGACGUCUACUUACGUCGACGAUCAGACUCCGAUUACCCUUAAGCGAGGAAGAAUAACUUGUGAUGUACAUUAAGACGUUUCAAUAAACCUUCUUGCGUCGACCUUACAUUCCGUUCGACCGGAACGUCGACGUCUUGCAACUAAU